This is a messenger RNA of Cryptococcus amylolentus CBS 6039, 919 nucleotides long. RefSeq lists its product as hypothetical. NCBI's taxonomy places the organism in Eukaryota, Fungi, Basidiomycota, Tremellomycetes, Tremellales, Cryptococcaceae. The record is from RefSeq and is a predicted model, not a curated record. The transcript is spliced from 4 exons. The coding region runs from base 146 to 841 and encodes 231 amino acids.
AUUCUCUUCUAACAUACAGCACUAGCAUACUACGCAUUAUACAUCUCUCGUCUGCGACGAUUCUGCAAAACACACCCACAUCCGAACCAAACCCGAACCAAACACGCCACCUACCGGACAUACGUACCCGCACGCCGAAAACACGAUGUACUCUGCGAUCCUCGCAUUCCUCCCCGCCUCGCUCGAUCUCCUAUACCACGCCUACCUCCCAGCCUCUUCCGGACCAUCCAUCGUGUCUACUGUUGUCGGGUAUGAUCGUCUAGCGGAGGGGAGCUCGAUAGGCGGGGAAUGGGUGAUGGCGGAGAGGGUGACGAUUGAUAUGAGUGGGAGGUGUUGGGCGGGGGAGAAGAGUGUGCAUUGUUGUAGUGGACUGGUAGGGAAGGGUGUGAGCACGAUCAUACCGCUCCUCGCAUCCUAUCAGAUCUUCUACGGCCUUCUCGUCUUUUCCCUCGGCCUAGCAGCGACAUUCCAAUUGAUGGCGAGCAGGAAGUCGUUCGAGGUGGAGAGGCUGAAAGAGUUCCGGACAUUUGCAUUGGGGGUGAUGGUGCUGAAAGAUUUCGCCUCGGUCUGCGGCGCUGUCUUCACAGGCUGCGCGCUGUUGAUUGUCCCCCUGAUCGAAGACUCUAUUCCGGCCGACAACAUAGUCGACGUACGAGUCGGGUGGGGGUUCGUCGUCACCGUCUCUAUGGCGAUUCUCUCGUGCUUUUUCACUUUGGCGUUUGAGAACAACUCGAGGAAGAUGUUGACGGACGGAGAACAGUCAAUCAGGCUUGGAGAUGAAGAUGUCGCUUAUGACGAAGACCCGGAGAAACAGCCUCUCUUGGUGGAGGAUGUAGAGUAAGCUAAGAUCAACGGCUUCUGUAUUUCUGUAUAAUUAUUGUACGGUGGCAGUGAUCUAUAACGCUUGAUGCAUAGCCUG